AUGUUACAAGAACUACCCGUUGAGGUCAUCCAACAGAUUGCCGGAUACUUGCCCACCGCCUCAUCAAUUGUCAAUCUCUCCCUCACAAACCACAAGUUAUAUGAUCUUGUUUCAGCCGACCACUAUGCUAUCUUUCGGGAGUUUGUGCAAAGACAGUUUCCUUCCAUCCGAACGCCUCCAUUCUGGAGAGAUGCUGCUCGCGUCUUGACAUCGCGGUCUCGUGCUUGGGACCGUCGAGCAUUCAUUGCCCGAGAAUGCUGUCCACCGCCCGACAAUGUUGACUUUCCACAAGGAUACAAUCCAGGCUAUACCGUCGGCUAUCGGCCAGUCAUUGACAGUUACCAGGUGUGGCAAGGAGGGUCUUGGUCUAGUCGCAAGGAAGUCCUGGCCUGGGGAGCAGCAGGAAGAUUGAGGACGCGUACCAUCAAAGACGGAGUAGCCACCUGGAGCUCUUUGAGGAUCCCCGAGGAUUACAGACAAGACCUCGACAUCCUGGAUGUCCGACUUCUGCUGCCGCACCAACAUGAAAACAGCGAUGGCGAGACCAUCAUCCUGAGGAGGGCCAACCAUGAAAUAGUCAAGGUCGAGACAUCUUCGAAGUCUGAUCAUUUCACCGAAAAUUCAAGAUAUGUUAUGCGAUCGGAGGAACUGUCGUGCAUGGAUAUCACCAGAAGUGCACAGCCUAUCCUGGCAGCACUCGAUAACAGUUCCAUCCAUCUGUAUCCGGUCCACAGUUCAGAGCGGAAUGUACGCCCCAUGGACAGUGUUCCGAUCCAGGAGAAAUACACUGUCCGCAAACGCAUGCGAUGUGCCAAGUUUCUGUCAGAGGACACAUUAGCAGUCGGGGUGCAAUUCCUUGAAGGACGAGACCGAGCACCCAUUGAUCUGUACGACAUCAGUCCUACCGGAUUAUCGGUCAGACGACUUUCACAAACACUGUCAUUUUCCGAAUCCAUUCAUGCCAUCUCAGGGAGACAUAGCGCCAAUGUCAUUAUGCCACUGGACGACUUCGGGACGAGCACCCGCCGGCCAGGACAAAUCUUCCUGUCCGGUUGGUCCGACGGGAUCGCUAGACUUCACGACACACGGACACCAACACGCCCGGUUGCAGAGUACAUUGAUUUCGUGGACGACGGGCAGAUUCUGUCGCUGUUGUCCAUCGGCCACGAGCGGUUUCUUGCAGGGAGUUCGCAAAACGGGUGUCUCAAGACCUUUGACCUCCGCAUGCCAGGAGGACGAGUGUAUUCAUACCUCGAAGCUCGGUCUACAUCUAGCAGCAGCAGCAGCAGGCGUGUCGCAACCCCUGAUGUGCAACUCUCAACGGAGUCGCAGCCCUCGAACGCUCGACGAGACUUCAACAUCUUCCUCACCCCGCCUAUAAACCAUGGCGAACGGCUGUGGCAGCCACUCUCCCGCCGGCCCGGUCGACGAUUCAAUCGUUAUCGCGGUUCCGUCUACUCUCUGUCAAGCCCUUCACCCAUGUCACCUACCAUCUACGCCGGAAUUGAGAACCACGUCAUGCAGCUGGAUUUCGUAUCCACCGACGACUUUCGAAACGAUGUACCCGGUCUUGUCGAUCCGAUUCUGGGGCUUGACGAUAAGACGACCCACAUCUUCAACUUCUCAUGCUACGAGCGGCCACGAGAGGGCCGGGAGAGUACUGAUCCCGUGUUGUUGAGGAAACAGCUGAGUCUGACCAACAACGACCGGAGAGAUAGCCAGACUGGCCAGGGAGAGAACCACGGUAGUCACGGAGUGGUGGAGGAUGGAUGGGACGAGCGGUGGCGGUUGGAAACGUACGAUAGAACGCGAGGGCGGAAUCGGGAUUGGGGUCAGGCAAGAGGCUGA
This is a messenger RNA of Capronia coronata CBS 617.96, 1848 nucleotides long. RefSeq lists its product as uncharacterized. Bases 1 to 1848 code for a protein of 615 amino acids. The transcript has a single exon. The record is from RefSeq and is a predicted model, not a curated record. NCBI's taxonomy places the organism in Eukaryota, Fungi, Ascomycota, Eurotiomycetes, Chaetothyriales, Herpotrichiellaceae. Gene Ontology annotation, molecular function: protein binding.